GGCCAGAGCCAAUAUUAUUUUGGUUGUGUAGACCGCAGCACUGUAAGCACCUACCUGUGGGCUUGCUGGGAUAUCGGGCUGUAAAGAGUGGAGUUGGACCGUUUGUUUUUCUGAAAAGGUCAGCAUUCUGAGGGAUUUUUUUGUCCAGGAAAGACAAGAAGAAACACUGGGCUAUCAUUUGGAGGGGCCUACAGCAUGGCUGGAUCUAUACCCUUCUACCAGAAGCACCAUCGCCACUACGACCGUGGCUACCGUAGCUCGGAGGCCGAGUCUAGAAUGAGGCACUACCAGUCCAGCAGCACGUAUUCUGCUGGGACCAGCCUGUCCGCCACCAGCAGGGGGCUUAAGGUGUCUUCCCACUCGGGACUGGAGGAGAAAAGACUAAGCCCCUUACCCAAGCGAUCCAAGCCAUCUUACUUGGCUGUUGACAAAGAGAACCAAAUCAUCGGCUAUGUAGUGCCUAUCUUCAGGGGCAGUCAAGAAUUUGUUACGGGAUUGUCAGACACAGAGGAGGCCAGAGCGAGGGACACGGCUGCAUACAUGGCCCGCAGGGACUUGUUUACCAGUGGUCUGGAGAUGGAGAGGUCAGAGGUGAUUUCCAGGAAGGAGGCCAUGCGCGAGUCGGCUGAACGCAUCUCUCUGAAUAAAAGGAUCCAUGAACACGAGGAACACUUCAAGCGGAUGAACGAAGACAGCCUGAUGCACGCCCCGGAGUUCGUGAUCAAACCUCGCUCCCACACGGUGUGGGAGAAGCAGUGUGUGCGUCUGCACUGCACCGUCAGCGGCUGGCCUGACCCCAGGGUCAUCUGGUACAAAAAUAAUGUGGCAAUUGACCCACUUGCCAGUCCUGGCAAGUUUAAACUGGAGAGCAGAUACAACGUGCACACCAUGGAGAUCAACAAAUGUGACUUUGAUGACACGGCCCAGUAUCGGGUCUCUGCCAUGAACUCCCAAGGAGAGCAGUCUGCAUUUGCCUCCGUCGUUGUCAAACGGUUCAAAGGUGAAAUUGAUGAAACACUGCCACGGCCCAGACUUGGCCCAGUAUCUGAGUACGGCAUCACGUUCCAGAUUCACAUCGUUGAUACGUUUGGCGUGUCAUUCGGAAGAGAGGGGGAGACCAUGAGUCUGGGUUGCACAGUAAUCAUCUACCCAGCUCUUCACCGCUACCAGCCAGAGAUUCAGUGGUACAGAGAUGAUGUGCUGCUGUCUCCAUCUAAAUGGACCCACACGCACUGGAGUGGGGACCGCGCCACACUGACACUCACCCACCUCAACAAGGAGGACGAGGGGCUCUACACUCUGCGCGUCGCCACCAAGUCUGGAUAUGAAACAUACUCGGCCUAUGUGUUUGUCAAAGAUGCAGACGCGGAGGUGGAAGGUGCUCCUGGAGCCCCACUGGACGUGUACUGUCUGGACGCCAACAAGGAUUACAUUAUUGUCGCCUGGAAGCAACCUGCUGUUGAGGGAGGAAACUCCAUUCUGGGCUACUUUGUGGACAGAUGUGAGGUUGGAACCACUCACUGGAUUCAGUGCAAUGACACCCCGGUCAAGUUCGCCCGUUUCCCCGUCACCGGUUUGGUGGAGGGCCGAUCCUAUACCUUCCGAGUCCGAGCUGUCAACAAGAGCGGGAUCAGCCGUCCUUCUCGGGUCUCUGAGCCGGUGGCCGCCAUGGACCCAGCCGACCGUGCCCGCAUGAGAGGCACUUCUGCACCCUGGACUGGACAAAUUAUUGUAACAGAGGAGGAGCCUGCAGAGGGCGUUGUUCCCGGCAAACCUAGUGAGUUGCAAGUGACGGAGGCAACCAAAAACUAUGUGGUCCUGAGCUGGAAGCCUCCUGGAGAGAAGGGCCUUGAAGGAGUCAUGUACUAUGUGGAAAAGUGUGUCUCGGAUACAGACAACUGGCAGAGGGUGAACACGGAGAUCCCUGUGAAGUCUCCCCGCUUCGCCUUGUUUGAUCUCGCCGAGGGAAAGUCCUACCGGUUCCGUGUCCGCUGCUGCAACUCUGCUGGUGUCGGAGAACCGUCCGAGCCAACUGAAGCCAUCACAGUGGGCGACAAGCUCGAUAUCCCAUCUGCUCCAGGAAAAGUUGUUCCCACCAGAAACACGGACACAUCCGUCGUGGUUAGCUGGGAGGCGUCUACGGAUGCCAAAGACUUGGUUGGGUACUACAUUGAGGCCAGCAUAGUGGGGAGCGAUGUGUGGGAGCCCUGCAACAACAAGCCUGUAAAGGGAACAAGGUUCAUCUGCCAUGGGCUGAUUACAGGAGAGCAGUACGUGUUCAGGGUGAGAGCCGUGAACGCCGCAGGACUGAGCCAGUUCUCCCCAAUAUCUGAACCAGUGGAGGUGAAAGCUGCGAUUGCCUCUCCCGCUCCACCCUAUGGCAUCACCAUUCUGGAGUGCGUGCGGGACGCCAUGGUGCUCUCCUGGAAGCAGCCCACCUUCAUCGGAGGCGCUGACAUCACCGGCUACUUCGUGGACUACCGUGAGGUCGUCGACGGCGUGCCGGGGAAGUGGCACGAGGCCAACGUGAAGGCUGUGAGCGAGAGGGCCUACAGGGUGUCGGAGCUGCGUGAAAACAGGAAGUACCAGUUCCAGGUGCGAGCUGCCAACAUGGCGGGCGUCGGGAUCCCGUCGAGGCCCAGCGACACCUUCCUGUGUGAGGAGUGGACCAUCGCUGUGCCAGGACCUCCUCACGAUCUGCAGGUGAGCGAGGUGCGAAGUGACUCCCUGUUGUUGCUAUGGAAACCUCCCGUCUACCAGGGCCGCGACCCGGUGAAUGGUUUCUACGUGGACAUCAAGGAGGGCGAGGCACCGGAGGAGGCCUGGAGGGGAGUCAACACCAAGGCCACCGAGAAGACGUACCUCAAGGUUAAGAAUCUGAAGGAAGGAGAGACGUAUGUGCUGCGAGUGCGUGCUCAGAAUAAAGCCGGCGUGGGCAAAACCUCCGACGUUACAGAGCCGGUUCUAGCUCUGACCAAACCAGGCACCAAGGAGAUACAUGUGGAAGUCGAUGAUGACGGCGUCAUCUCCCUGAACUUUGAGUGCUCGGACAUAACCCCCGACUCCAAGUUCGUUUGGUCCAAGAAUUAUGAAGAAAUCACGGACACCAGUCGCCUGACCAUAGAGACCAAGGGAACCAAGUCCCAAACGGUUUUCAAGAGUCCCGGCGAGGAAGACAUCGGGGUUUACUCGUGUCUCGUCACCCACACUGAUGGUGCUUCAUCCAGCUACACUCUCUCUGAGGAAGAGCUGAAGAGGCUGCUGGAGGUCAGUCACGAGCACAAAUACCCGAUUAUUCCCCUGAAGUCGGAUUUGGCUGUGGAGCUGCAGGAGAAGGGCAAGGUGCGCUUCUGGCUGCAGGCGGAGAAGAUGUCGGCCAACGGAAAAGUGGAUUACGUUUUCAACGACAACGUUCUGUCGCAGGGAGAGAAAUACAAAAUGAACUUUGACAAGAACACCGGUGUGAUCGAGAUGCUCAUGGAGUCUCUGACUCCUGCUGAUGAGGGGACUUACACCUUCCAGCUGAAUGACGGGAAGGCCACGAACCAGUCCAGCUUGGUGCUGAUAGGCGACGUGUUCAAGCAGCUGCAGAAAGAGUCAGAGUUCCAGAGAAAGGAAUGGUUCAGAAAGCAAGGUCCUCACUUUAUCGAGGGCUUGAGUUGGGAGGUAACACCAGAUUGCUGCGUGAUACUCAAGUGCAAGGUUGGCAACAUGAAGAAAGAGACCUCCGCUCUGUGGCACAAAGACGGACAUCAGAUCAAAGCUGACGAGCAUCUUGGCUUCACAGAGGGAGUUCUCAAACUGGAGAUUGCCCAGAUUUCCAGAAAGGAUGCUGGUGUGUAUGAAGUUGUCCUGAAGGAUGAGAGAGGAAAGGACACGUCCACGCUGAAUCUGACAGAUCAAGGUUUCAAAGACUUGAUGAAUGAAGUUUUCAGUUUUAUUGCUAAUUCCUCCACGCCACUGAAGAUCACAAGCACAGAUGAAGGAAUCCGACUCUACACAUUUGUCAGCUUCUACAAUGACUUGCUCCAAGUCACGUGGCACUACAAGGAUUCAGCGAUCUCCUUCUCUGACCGCAUAAAGAGCGGGGUGGUCGGAGAGCAGCUGUGGCUCCAGAUUACAGAGCCCACGGAGAAAGACAUGGGCAAAUACGCCAUAGAGUUUAACGACGGGAAGGGCGGCCUCAGGAGAACCGUGGAGCUCUCCGGUCAAGCAUUCGAUGAUGCUUUCGCAGAAUUCCAGAGGCUCAAAGCUGCAGCAAUUGCAGAGAGAAAUCGUGCUCGAGUGGCGGGAGGUCUGCCUGAUGUGGUGACUAUACAGGAGGGCAAGGCUCUCAAUCUCACGUGCAACAUUUCGGGCAACCCGGUGCCAGAGGUCACCUGGCUGAAGAACGACAGGGAGAUCACCUCCGACGAGCACUGCAUCCUGAAGUUCGAGUCGGGCAAGUUCGCCAGCUUCACCAUCACCGGCGUCAACACGUCGGACUCGGGCAAGUACAGCAUCCUGGUGAAGAACAAGUUCGGCACGGAGAGCGGCGACUUCACCGUAAGUGUGUUCAUCCCAGAGGAAGCCGGCGGCAAGAGAAAGUAAAAGUGGUCCAAGUCUUAUCGUGAAAAACCUGCGAACGGGGCGCACUGGAGGGAUAGGAAGAGCUCGAGGAAGAGUUUGAUGUUUUGUGUUGUUGAGUCUAAAAAGAAACGUGAGAGGUGCUGAAACUGAACUUGAAACUUCCAGCAGUUCUGAGAGAAAAAGUAAAAACAAAAAAAUUGGUCCAACACUAAGAAAUCUGAAAAAAAAUACGGUCAUUUUUGACACUCUACCAAAUCCAGCUAUUACUGGUGCAAUUUCUGUUUGUGUAAAGCUUUAGCAUGCAGAAGAAAGUAUUGGUUUCAAAGGAAUAAAAAAAAUAAACUUCACUUAACAAAAGAAUGAUAACUCCUAAACUGUUUGAAUCCAAUGCUACGACGCUGAAAAUGUUAGUUGAUGUGGAAUGUCUAAUAAAACUUUGAUGUUUUUACAUUUGCUACAGAUUUUGCAUACUUCACUGCUCACCAAGUUUAAAGAAUUAAUAAUUGGAUUCAAGUAUUUCACCUAUUCUAUUAGUUAUCGAUAGUACCUUUGCCAUGACUUCAAACUUUUUUCUUUCUUUUUUUAAAUUUGCUGUCUUAAGCAAACACAAUGCUGGGGCCAGAUCUAUGAUGUGAGAUUUGGGGUACUAAAGAAAAUGCAUUUCAUGGCAACCUUUUCGGGACCUGGUGAUGGUUACUUUGGAAAUUAUUAUACUUGAGAUAAAGUCAAUGCCAGUAAUCCCUUAAAGAGUCUCUGAAUGUGAUGCAGGUCCUAUUAAAACUGAAUAUGACUCUAAGAUAAUCAAACCUGGACUUGAAUCAAGAUGUGAUACUUUUUAAUAUUUGAACAAUCAAAUAACAAAUGUAAGAUUUCCCUAUUUUUUUUUUUUUUUUUUUAAACUUAUUCAUAAAUCAUAAGAAGACUAAAACCGAUAACGGUUCUUCAGCUUAAGGAUUGUUUCCCAAUACUAUAGAAAACAAACAAGCAAAAACAUUUGUGAAAUUCUGCCUGCUCUGUUUCCUCUUUGCUUGUUUUCACAAAAUCCAGGCUUGCAGAAUAAGCACAAUACGAGAAGAAUACGCAUAGGUCAACACUUUUUAUACAGCACACUGAUCUAAUAUCACUUGGACCUUUUUUUAACCCUGAAUAUAACAAAAUUAUUAGCAGAACAUGGUAGUGGGAACAUCAUAACUUUUUUAUCAGGGACAGGAAAGUUCAAAAGCACUUAAUACACUUAUUUUAACAGCUUUUCUCACUAGCAGUGAUAAUGCUGCUUUCAUCCCACAGAGCUUCAAAUAAAAAAAACUGUACGCCUUAAAUAUGACGUUAAUAGUUCAGGCCCCAGCUGGACAUCAGGUUAAAUUUGUUGGUGCGCUUUGAUUGUAAGUAAAACCGGUAGCAAAUGCAUUAAAACAUUAAAACAUGAGUCAUUUCAUUAGAUUGUAUGUUUGGGUUUCAUUGCAUUCACUGCCACUUUAAAUGUGUUACCCUGACAUCACUUUGUCCCACUGUCUCCAGUCAAUAUCCUGUGUCUGCACAUUUCUUUUCUUUUUUUUGAUGAUGAUGAUGAUUCUCACUGCUGUCAUGACAAACCCAUCACCGUCACUGUUAUCACUGAUGAUAGCGGUUAUUGCUCCACUUCCUGUUCCCCUGUCUCCUGACGAAACUAAUAAAUAUCAGCAUGUACAUCCCCA
Messenger RNA from Fundulus heteroclitus (mummichog), 6263 nucleotides. It is a transcript of the gene myom1b, whose product is annotated as myomesin 1b. The record is from RefSeq and is a predicted model, not a curated record. Lineage: Eukaryota; Metazoa; Chordata; Actinopteri; Cyprinodontiformes; Fundulidae. Bases 196 to 4590 code for a protein of 1464 amino acids. Gene Ontology annotation, molecular function: protein binding. The transcript is spliced from 37 exons.